Fusarium graminearum PH-1 is the source of this 862-nucleotide messenger RNA. RefSeq lists its product as uncharacterized. Lineage: Eukaryota; Fungi; Ascomycota; Sordariomycetes; Hypocreales; Nectriaceae. The transcript is spliced from 2 exons. Bases 45 to 731 code for a protein of 228 amino acids. The record is from RefSeq and is a predicted model, not a curated record.
ACAGUUCAAUUCUCUACUCUACCCUCACUUAUACCUCGAUCACAAUGCGCUCCUCUGUCCUCCUCUCUGCAGCUGCCCUUUGCGGCCUGUCCCUCGCCCACUUCGAAGUCAAGUACCCCGACACAAUCGGCUUCAAAGACGACGAUGAGGACAAGUCUCCCUGUGGUGGCUUCACCCCCGACCUCUCCAAAGAUAAACUCGUCGAUUUCCACGUCGGAGGCGAAGCCAUUGCUCUUCGCUCUACUCACCAGCAAGGCAACUGGCUCUUCCGCGUUACUCUUGACGAAGAGGCCUCUGGCGGUUGGGAACAGGUUUACCCUAUCGUUCAGCAGAGCGGCCUGGGCGACUUUUGUCAACCACAUGUCACAGUGCCUGAGAAAUACGCCGGCAAGAAGGGUUGGGUAAACGUUGUAUCUUCGGCAGUUGAUGGUCUUCUCUACCAGUGCAUUGCUGCCAAUUUCGUCAAGGGCAAGGCCGAUGCGCCCAGCGAGUGCAAGAACGCAUCUUCGGUCAAAGCAUACUUUGUCGACGACGACAAGCUUUCUGCUCUUGUGGAUGGAGGAUCAAAUUCGACGGAAUCGUCAACUGGCACGGCCACCAGCACUGGCUCAGCGUCGUCUUCCACAGAAACUAAAGAUUCGGGCGCGGCGCCGCAAUCUUGGUCAGCCAACGGCGUUGGCAUGAUUACCGUGUUGUCCAUGGCAUUCGUUGGAGGCGCUUUGUUUAUUUAGAUGCGGCUGCUCGAGAUUGGUUAUUUGCGCUGAUGGAUAUGACACUGAUAGAUAUUGUUUCUAAUUAUGAUGGAAUGAAGAAUGAAACGUGUCUAGCGCAUCUCACUCACUGCGCCGCCUUACCGCAGAUG